CUCAUAUCUUCGUAGAUCCAUUUCUGCAAAACAUCUUAGGAGGGGAACACGUCACGCACACAUGCGCACACAGGCUGACGCAUCGUUUCAUACUCUUUUGCAGAGCUGAGGCAUGCCUGUGGCGGAUUAAUUAGUUGCACUGCAUUCAACAGCGUUUGUUAAAAAGCAUAGCGAAAAGAGUCACAAUUUUGGAAUGUUCUUUAAAGAAGGGGGGUGGAUUUUUUGGGAACAAGUAAGGCAUUACGACCCGGACGUGGCAUCUUGCUCCUGCUCUGCCGACUUGACCACUUUUUCCGCGGAGCUGCAAGCUGAAAGAGUGAGACGUCGGCUGGCAGCGCGUUGAAGUGGCGCAACUUUGGCGCAAUCAGCUCAACGCACAUUGAAUUUUGAGAUUUCUAAAUCACGACCCAUACUAAUGGACUGAUUAUUUUUUUGCCAGUGCAGCGAGAGUGUGUGAGAUCGCCGCGCUACGAUGAACGCUGUCUCUGCUCGCCUUUUUUUGUGAUACCGGCUCGGAUCGACGCAAUAAAAAAGGAGGGGAAGGAGCGAGGCGAGGUGAGACACAGCCGAGAGAUGUGAGGAGGGGAUGCGGGUGUUUUCAAGCCAAGCGUCGGCGCAGGGUCGCAAUUCAGCACCAGGGAGAGGGGACAGCUCCCCACGCCGCAGCGCGCCAGCAAGAGAAGAAGCGCCUAUUUGUUCCUUGUUUUUCUGCCAAGGUCAGUCCUAUGAGGUGCAAAAAAAUGGUUUGGACUCUACUUCCUCUUGUUUUUAGCCUGGCUGACCCACUGAGGCAGUGAGGACAUUUCUAUUGAGAACUGUGGGCACAGGAACAGGUUAGAUGUGUUUUAAAAGACUACCUCAUCUAACCACGUCUCCCUUUCCGCUUCCUUUUGGACUGAUGUCGACUCGAUCAACAGCUCCUAUGUCUUGAGACCGGGGAUGAUUUGUCCGUGUUGAAAAUGCUGCUUUGGGUUGUCCUGCUGAACGCGGCUCUUUGUGUUGCCAGUGGGAACGUGACAAGGGACGUGUGUAAGGAGCAGAUAUGCUCGUGCACCGAGGUCGAGGGAGACGUGCACAUCGGCUGUGAAAAACGGAGCUUCACCACGCUGCAGCACCUCACCGGGCCAAGCUCACAUUUUUACCACUUGCUGCUGCAUGGCAACUCUCUGUCCAGGCUCUUCCCCAACGAGUUCGCCAACUUUUACAAUGCCGUCAGCUUGCAUUUGGAGAACAACGGGCUGCACGACAUAGUCCCUGGAGCUUUUCUGGGGCUGCAGCUGGUCAAAAGGCUGCACAUAAACAACAACAAGAUCCGCUCCUUCAGGAAGAGUACAUUUCUGGGCUUGGACGACUUGGAAUAUCUCCAAGCUGAUUUUAACCUCUUAAGGGACAUUGACCCGGCCGUGUUCAGGGACCUUAAUAAACUUGAAGUGUUGAUACUUAACGACAACCUCAUCAGUGCACUGCCCAUAAAUGUGUUCCAACAUGUGCCCAUUACGCAUCUUGACCUACGUGGAAACCGAAUCAAAACAUUGCCUUAUGAGGGGAUCCUUGAGCAGAUCCCGGGCAUUGUAGAGGUUCUGCUCGAAGACAACCCCUGGGACUGUAACUGUGACCUGGUUUCCCUGAAGGAAUGGCUGGAGAAUAUACCACCGAAUGCGCUCAUUGGGAGGGUCAUUUGCGAGGCUCCCACCAGGCUGCAAGGGAACGACCUGAAUGAGACUUCCGAAGCAGAGCUGUGCCCUUCACAGAACGGUGGUGCAGACACCAGCCUGGUGGCCCCUCCCACCCAGGAUGAGACAUCCGAGCCAGUCGCACAUGGCGGCGGCCCACGUCCCACGCCUUACAAGCCCAGCUCAGACGCCAGUGGGCCACCGACGCCUGGUGGCCACGGAGCCAAGAGCCGUUCUAAAUCACGUGAGAACUGGCAGCUUAAGACCAAACCCACACCAAUAGCGACAGGCGUAAGUGGGGCCAAAGAGCAGCUUCACAAUGCCACCUGCCCCCAGCCAUGCAACUGCAAGCUGGUCGGUUCCAGACAGGGGCUUGGGGUGAACUGUGAGGGCAAGAAAAUCGAGAGCUUAUCUAAUCUGAAACCAAGACCACAGAUUGCCCACGAACUGAACAUGAGAGACAACAACAUCCAUGCGGUGAAAAAGAACCAGCUGCUUGGCUACACCAGCCUCAACCUUCUCGAUCUCGGCGGGAACAACAUCAAGGCGAUCGACAACAGCACCUUCCAGAAUCAGAGCGAACUGAGGUGGCUGUACAUGGAUAAGAACUAUCUGGAUACACUCAUGGCAGAGAUGUUCGUGGGUCUCGUCAACUUGGAAUAUCUCAGUUUGGAAUACAACGACAUCCAGCUCAUAGUGGCUGGCACGUUCAGCCCCAUGCCGAACUUGAGAGUUCUCUUCCUUAAUAACAAUUUGCUCAAGUCUUUGCCAGUGGAUGCGUUCCUUGGAAUUUCUUUGUCAAAAAUCAGCCUGCAUAAUAAUUACUUCUCCUAUCUGCCCGUAGCUGGCGUGUUGGACCAGCUCAACUCCAUCAUUCAGAUAGAUUUGCACGGAAAUCCUUGGGAUUGCUCUUGCAACAUCGUGCCCUUCAAACAGUGGGCUGAGCGGCUCGGAGCUGACGUCAUCGUGAGCGAUCUCAAAUGCGAGUCGCCGGAGGAGUUCUGGAAACGCGACUUCCGCUACGUGCGGAACGACCUCAUGUGCCCCAGACUCUACGAGCGGAUGCCCCCUCCCACCCCUGUGUCCAAAAACAGCACUUUCACAAUGGACUCGGGCACGCGAUCAAACUCUUAUCUAGAGCCCAACCGGGUCUCCAUCUCGGUGCUCGUCCCCGGGUUGCUGCUGGUGUUUGUCACAUCCGCGUUCACUGUCGUGGGAAUGCUCGUCUUCAUACUGCGCAACCGCAAGCGGUCCAAGAGGCGGGACGGGAACUCGUCUGCCUCUGAGAUCAACUCCCUGCAGACGGUGUGCGACUCCUCGUACUGGCACAGCGGCCCCUACCAUGCAGACACGGGUGCGCAUCGGGGCUUUGAUUGCACCACACACCUGUCUACGACAAAUGAUGCGUGAAAAGAAGAGGGGCUGGAAUGGAUUUACAAACGACACACAGACAACCUGCUUCUCCUCACACAGGAGGAGAGCGGUCUUGGUGCUGUCUUGUUUUAGUCCACGUUAACCGGUUUGUCUGCUGCACGGGGCCCCAGCACUGUAUAUUAUGUAUAUGACAAUCCCUCCCCCACCCUCCUAAGAAUACCCUUACCUGUGCUAUUUGCCGCAUUUGGACUUCAGAUCUGUAUCAGACAUAGUUGGAGCAUAUGAUGUAAUGAAAAAAAGGAGGGGAAAUGCGUGUGAGAGGGAAUGGUGCACGAGCGCAUGAAUGUAAAUGUAAAUAGUCGGGCCGAUGUAUCAUAAUGUGCAUGAUGAUAUUUCCGCAUGGUUUCAACACACGCACACAUAGCGCGCGACUGAGGAACCAUGACCACUGAAGAGGAGGCGAAACCCCUUUCAUGCUCCAUCAAUAUGAUGACUAUAUAUAUAGAUAUUAUGAGAGUUACAUAUAUAUGACUAUAACAAAGUGCCAUUUCUCUAUUUUUGUGAACUUGCGGUUAGGAUUUGUAUUUGUUGUUUUAAACCUGUUUGGACAAAAGAGGUGGGAAAACACUGUUGGUUAGUAUCAGAAAGGAUGUGAUGCUGUCAGUGCAUGUUCUUUUUUCUGUUUGUUUUAUUUGAUUGUCGAUGAAUAUUGGGAUUAUUUAUACGCUACUAGAUGGUGCGGGUGUAGCCCCCCCAAUCGUCACCAAACUCAACCUAUCAUCCUUUUUUUUUUGAAUGUAUACUAUGUUCUUUUUUUAAUAGCGUGCCAAUUGUUGACUCCAUGGCGACAUGUGUACAAGCAUGACGUCAUUCGGAUGCUUCUGCUGCAAAGUUGAUGUAGCUUAAAUAAUAGUUCUGUGGUUUUUGUGUGUCUAUGAGUAUAGCCUGUGUUGGGUGAGAGGACGUUAAAAAAAAAAACAUGUCAUUGGGGGGUUUGUACCAUCAUAUUUUUUCAAAAACCGAGCAACGUUUUCAAUUGAGCUAGAAUAAUUUGAUCAAUGUAUACAGUGCAGGUAAACAUAGCAUAGACUGCUUUUUAUUGUGAGAAAAAAAAGUAUUCCUCCACACACAGACACAUGAAAAAUACUAUGAUUCAUCUUUUAUUGUGAUUUUUUUAAGCUAUCUAACCUUGUACAAAUAACUCAUUGUAAACAAAAUGUGCUUGAACUAUGCUGUACUGGGGUAGAAUUCUUGCUUUUUCACAAAAGAUGAGUUGUGCCGUGAGAGGGAUGUGGCCAGUCCUUAUAUAGAGGAAGUGCUUAGAGCCUUCGCAAACAUGGCUGGGUAAUGCAAGAUGCCUUUUACACUUCACAUAUAGCAGGCUACGUCAUGACUGCAGGCCUGCUCUAACAGAAGGUGUUACUAUUAGCACUAACUUAUACUCAAAAAAGCAUUACAGACUGAGGCCCACAUACUGUGUGCAUUGUGUGCCACUAAUGCAACAAUGCUCUUUUUAUAUGUCUAUUAAGACAGUGUAAAAACCCUGUAACCAUUUCAUGACACGCCCAAUUUCAAUUUGAUUUCUACAAAGGGCUCCAAAGUAUAAACACCUUCAAAUUAAAAGCAGCUUACAUUAGGUGUAGGGGCCUUAAAUUUAAUUAGGUGACAAUAGCAUGUUAGCCAAAACUGGUCGGCCAACUGUACCUUCAAUUUGUCACUGUCCGAGGUGCUGAAUCACUUCCUUUGUCCUCCUGCUCAGUCAGAGAAAGAGACAUGUGGCCAUUUGCAUUCGGCACCCUUAACUAUUAUCCUUCCCGCAUAGCAACUCAUUAGUGGCAGAUAACAUGGGGGACAUGUUUAGAAGUGUGGAUUACACAGAGGCUCGAAAAUGGAUGGUUGAAUAGUCUGACAAUGCAAAUGAUAUGAGUCAUCUGCAGUGGCUGUUCUGUAGGCCCAAAACCUUUUUCAUAGUGCUGGAUUUGCCUUUACUUUUUCACCCGGCUUGACCUUGGGGAUUAAGGUCAUGGCAAAUCUGUGACAGACACUCAUCAUUGCCUCGCAUCUUCUUUAACUCGCAGUUCUCUCUUUUGUCCCACCAGAAGGUUUUUUUUUUUGCCACCUGUGUGCCACAGCUCAUUUGAUAUUUGUUAUCAUUUUCAAACGCCGUGUUUCCAACUACAUUUUUAUGCUUUGCAAUAUUUGACCUGCUUAUAUUUUGUUAAAUAAAGUGUGGUUGCGGUUGAGUGAAACUA
Molecule: messenger RNA, 5299 nt
Organism: Doryrhamphus excisus (bluestripe pipefish)
Lineage: Eukaryota; Metazoa; Chordata; Actinopteri; Syngnathiformes; Syngnathidae
Gene: slitrk1
Product: SLIT and NTRK like family member 1
Biological process (GO): positive regulation of synapse assembly; axonogenesis
Cellular component (GO): GABA-ergic synapse; postsynaptic density membrane; glutamatergic synapse
Molecular function (GO): protein binding
Source: RefSeq, a predicted model, not a curated record